Molecule: messenger RNA, 1605 nt
Organism: Helianthus annuus (common sunflower)
Lineage: Eukaryota; Viridiplantae; Streptophyta; Magnoliopsida; Asterales; Asteraceae
Product: proline-rich extensin-like protein EPR1
Exons: 3
Coding region: 1-1605 (534 amino acids)
Source: RefSeq, a predicted model, not a curated record
AUGGAGUUCAGCCUUAGUGGCUGGGGAGGUUUAGUCUUAGGGACUGGGAGGUUGGUUUUAGAGACUAGGGAAUUAGUCCUAGAGACUGGGAAAGUUGACUCUAUGUCUUCGUCGAGUGGAGUUUCUGACUCCGUGGAAGUAGAUUCGGAGGACCCGAUGCCCACCGAUCCGGAGCACGCUGAUGGUAUUCCUGAUGGGGAGCUACCCCUUGCCUUGAUCCCUACUCCCAUUCCACUUGCUGCAUUUCCCGUAGGGGAUUUGCCACUCGAUGUUGUGUCCAAUGACGACAUCGAUCUUUUUGAGGGCCCCCCUGAGGACGACCAUGAGGGUGGGGCCCCGAUUGCUGAUAAUGUCGUCAUUCCUAUUGUUGAGGCUCCUGUGGAGGAGGCUCCUGCAGAUUCACCUGGUCCAGACUCGUUUGAGUCUGUGGCAUCCGCUUCUUUGCACCACCAGGGCGUGCAGCACUACUCUCCUGACGCUGACUCAGACGUAGCGAUGUCAGCUGUACCUGGUUCACCUCACGAGUUUGAGUUUGAAUUUGAUCAUGAGUUCGAGGACGAAUUUGAUCCAGUUUUUCCUCCUGAUUUUGACCCCGAUCACGAGAUCGAGUUUAUUCCUGUUGACCAGCCCUUGGAGGCACCAGUGGCUCCUAUUGAUCAGUUAUUUUAUAUACCUGCCGACUUUGAUAAAGACUUUGCUGACCCAGAGCCUUUCAUAGCACCAGAGCCUGUUGUUGCCCAUGACCCUGUACCAGUGCACAACCCUAUUCCUGAUGAUGCUCCAGUCGUUGCACCGCCCGUUCUUAUGGAUGCACCAGCCAUUGCACCACCUAUUGUUGAUAUUCCCAUUGUUGCACCACCAGUGGUGGAUGUCCCUAUUACUGAUGCACCCCUGCCUGAUCCCGUGCCGGCAUUUGUUGACCGUGCACCGUUCGCCGCUCACAUCGAUCCUCGAUACGCUGAUACCCACAAUGGGUGGAUCGAGGAUGAUGAUGACUACCCUCCAUUCGUGCUACCAGUCACUCCUCCUGUAGCACCUGUUUCCGCACCUAUUGAUGUUCCAUUUUACCACCCACACAUCUCUGAUGUCCAUCGCACCGACCUUCCUAUCACAUUCCUCCAAGAUAUUCCUCCACCUCGUCCUGGGGAGGGUUCGUCGAGGCAGCAGCCUACUUUUGUUCCACCUGUAUCGUCAUCUGUUCCGUUCAUGUCCUGGUUCCCUCACACUACACCAUCUUUUGUACCUUCGGGCGAGCCGUUUCUGUGGUCUUCGCCCAAUGUUAUGCCGUUAUCAGACCCGUAUCACCCUUUUCAUGUGGGGUACACGACGGACGAUAUAUUCAUCUCCCUACAGCUUCAGCAGGACGCACUGAGUCGUCGCGUUCAGGAGUUAGAGAGGACUCCAUGUCCUCCAUGUCACUGUCAGACUCCUUUUGCCGCACCACACGCUCCCCUCCCGCUACCCCCUGAUUCGGAUAUUCGUUUCCUCACCUCUGAGCAGCAGAUUGCCUACUUGUUGCACGUCAUUCAUGCACUAGAGGAGGACUGGGUGCGCUUGCGCCGUUUGAUUUUCUUCCCUCCUCCUCCUCUUCCGCCAUCAGCGUAG